AUGGACGAGAAAAGAAGCGGCUCGCCCAUUGGGCACCGCGGGAUGUUCAAACUAGUAUGGGAGGCGGUGAUUGGUGGAGACGCGGCGCGGCCCGCCGCCCCCGCCCGGGCGGGUCAUUGUCUGGCGGCUCCUGAGGCGGGUCGGGCGCGGCGGUGGCUUUGGGGUUCGGACGACGGCGGCGGUACCAUGGCUGGCGGCAAGGCGGGCAAGGACAGCGGCAAGGCCAAGGCCAAGGCCGUGUCGCGCUCCCAGAGGGCCGGGCUGCAGUUCCCAGUGGGCCGCAUCCACAGGCACCUGAAGACUCGGACCACCAGCCACGGGCGCGUGGGCGCCACGGCAGCCGUGUACAGCGCGGCCAUCCUCGAGUACCUGACGGCCGAGGUGCUGGAGCUGGCCGGGAACGCGUCCAAGGAUCUCAAAGUGAAGCGGAUCACGCCCCGGCACCUGCAGCUGGCCAUCCGCGGCGAUGAGGAGCUCGACUCGCUGAUCAAAGCCACCAUCGCCGGAGGAGGUGUCAUUCCUCACAUCCACAAGUCUCUGAUUGGAAAGAAGGGACAGCAGAAAACGGCGUAGAGGGAGCGCGGCAUCGGAUCCCCCGUCAUUGUACUGUACCUGGGCACAGGAACAUCUCGGGGACACGAGGGAUUUUUUUAAGGAAUAGUUGAAGGGAAGAGCAUAGAGGAUUGACUGUAGAGGAAGCAUUGGGAUGGGUUUAGAUUCUGAGUAGGACACACCGCGGGCUGUGGGGCGGCAGCUGGGGGUGGGCGAGUGGCUCGGCUGCCCCCGCGUUUUAUACAAAAAUGGAACCCAUAAACCAUUUUUUACAAAAA
Messenger RNA from Melospiza melodia melodia, 830 nucleotides. Its product is annotated as histone H2A.V. The record is from RefSeq and is a predicted model, not a curated record. Gene Ontology annotation, biological process: heterochromatin formation. Gene Ontology annotation, cellular component: nucleosome; chromatin. Gene Ontology annotation, molecular function: structural constituent of chromatin; DNA binding; protein heterodimerization activity. NCBI's taxonomy places the organism in Eukaryota, Metazoa, Chordata, Aves, Passeriformes, Passerellidae. Bases 1 to 573 code for a protein of 190 amino acids. The transcript is spliced from 5 exons.